CGGUAACAUUUUUUGUCUUUUCUCCAACGGUAACAUUUUUCGUCUGUUCUCAAACGGUAACAUUUUUUGUCUUCUCUCAAACGGUAACAUUUUUCGUCCUAUGUAUAACGGUAACUUUUUUCUCUAUAAAUACGCAUAUUGCUAACAUUCACUCUCACAAACUCUUCUUUAUUUUGAUCUAUAGAACCGAAUUUCAAUAGUCUUCCCUGAUCUCCCACUUCUUUCAUCAAAUGGCUCGUACUUUCUUUCGUAAAUUGUUGACAUACGUAUCAUCUGAAGAUGAUAGCAAUGUUGUUUUUAAUGAGGAGGCUGAUGGACAGUCAUCGAGGCAUCGUAACAAUCGCCAACGUCGUAAGUUUAUUCGGCGUGAUCAUAUUGAGGGGCACGAGCGGCUAUUUCGCGAUUAUUUUGCAGAAAAUCCAGUAUAUCCCUCGAAUCUAUUUCGAAGGAGAUUUCGGAUGAGCCGUCCCCUAUUUCUUCGUAUUCUAAAUGAGGUAGAGUCUUACGAGCCGUACUUCGUCCAGAGAAGAGAUUCCGCCGGAAGACUCGGUUUAUCUUCUAUGCAAAAGAUAACUGCAGCACUUAGAAUGAUGGCGUAUGGGGUGACUGGAGAUUUUAUGGAUGAAUACAUACGUAUUGGUGAAAGCACCGCAAUGGAGAGCCUGAAAAAAUUCUCUGAGACAAUAGUAAGUGUUUUUUCAGAUGAAUAUCUACGGUCUCCAAAUGCCAAUGAUAUUACCCGAUUGCUUGCUGUAGCUGAACAACGAGGAUUCCCAGGAAUGCUGGGCAGCAUUGACUGCAUGCAUUGGAAGUGGAAAAAUUGUCCUGCAGCCUGGAAAGGUAUGUAUUCUGGCCACAUCCGUGAACCCACUAUUAUUUUAGAAGCAGUUGCUUCAUAUGAUCUCUGGAUAUGGCAUGCAUUUUUUGGUAUGCCCGGUUCACAUAACGACAUUAAUGUUCUAGAGAGAUCUUUUAUUUUCACGGAGCUUGCCCAAGGGCGUGCUCCUCCAGUCAAUUACACAAUCAAUGGCAAUGACUACACCAUGGGGUAUUACCUUGCUGACGGUAUUUAUCCCAAGUGGCGAACUUUUGUGAAGACGAUUCCAUCACCAAGAGGGAAUAAGAAGAAAAAUUUCGUGAAAGCACAAGAAUCUGCAAGGAAAGAUGUCGAGCGUGCAUUCGGGGUUCUUCAACAACGAUUUGCUAUCAUUAGGGGACCUUCCCGAAUGUUCAAAGUGAAGGAUCUAACAAAUAUAAUGAAAGCAUGUGUUAUUCUACAUAAUAUGAUCAUUGAGGACGAGCGUGAUGAUAAUGAGAGUUUGAACAUUGAGUAUGAUCAACUUGAUGAUGAUCUCCCGGAAUUGUCGCGUACUCAUACUACUGAGCUUGGGGACUUCAUCCAGCGUCAUCAUCAAAUUAGAGACAGCUCGGCGCAUAAUCAGCUUCAAGAAGAUCUAAUUGAACACCAGUGGUUAUUAUAUUCCCAAAAUUAGUCGCGAUCGCGUUAUAUUCUAUUAUUUCCACCAAUGUUAUUUUAAACUAUGUUUGAGUUAAUCUGCUUUGCAUUUGUAAUUCCUUAAUAUUAGUAGUGAUUAUAUUAUUUGUAAUCAAGUUUGUUGUCGUAUUUCUUUGAGUAUAAUAGCCGGGAUUAUUCGAGGUAA
Carya illinoinensis is the source of this 1661-nucleotide messenger RNA. RefSeq lists its product as uncharacterized. The coding region runs from base 231 to 1493 and encodes 420 amino acids. Lineage: Eukaryota; Viridiplantae; Streptophyta; Magnoliopsida; Fagales; Juglandaceae. The record is from RefSeq and is a predicted model, not a curated record. The transcript has a single exon.